UUCUUGUGCAGCAGGCUCUUAAACAAUGUCUCUGCGUUGGGCUCUCAGAUUAGUUUGGCUUAUUUGCGCAGUAUCACCUGUUUAUGUAGUAAGCGAUGCUUAUGAUUGUGCCAGAGCACACUUUGAACAACACCCUGGGAAUUUCAGAUUUCGCACAGGUGGUUGGUUGUUACACAGUGGAAAUGGAAUGAAGGGUUUUCACGUCAAGAAAUGCAGGAUUUGGAGGGGAAAAUGGACGGCUGUAGUGAAAAAGCCGAUGGCAGCAAUCAAAACGCUUUGAUGACUGUAUACAAAAAUGUGCUGGCUUGCUGCGGUGAGGAGGCCUACAAUCCAGUCAAUGAAAUAUGCUGUGACUCAGCCAUCAGAGUGAAACCUGCUGUUAAGAGCAAGUGUUGUGGUAAAGAGGCCAUCAAUGAGGAUAAGCAGUUGUGCUGUCAAAUCAACAAGACGAUAACAAGGACUUCAAGUCUAUACCAGUGCUGUGGAAGUGAAGAGUAUAACACUGAGACUCACUGUUGUGAUAGCGAAUUACAAAUCAAACCAUUCGGUAAUAGUUCCAUUACCUCAAGAAGACAGGUUGAUGACUGUGAACCAGAAAGCAAAAUCUGGACCGAUCAGCACUACUGUGGGCCUAAAGUUUUCAGACCUGAAAAAGAGAUCUGCUGCAGUGGACACAGAUAUAACAAAGCAGGAAAUGAUCACUGCUGUGGGGUGAAAGCCUACAACAUUACAGACCCAAAGAUGAAGUGCUGUGCAGGAACACUGCACCGUCUCACAGCUGCAACUGCAAAUGGCGAGUGCUGUGGAUCCAUUCUGUACACAGAGGGUGUUUGCUGCCUGAGUGAGGAUAAAGAGGUGUUCUACUCUGCAAAGGCAGAUUUCAGAUGUUGUGGACAUCUCUACUACAACACCUCUCUGUGGUCAUGCUGUGCAGGGAAACUGAGACCUCGGAAAUCAGGGGUGUUCCACAACUCCACAAUUUUGUCCUUGAACAAACUAAAUCAAGCAGAACUUUGCAACCCAAUAAAAAUUGGGACUGUGGAAAGUGUAUCUCAGCACAGCAUCGUGUUCAGCAGUUUGCUGGAAAUCAAUGGGCAAAUUGCUUCUUUGAAACCUCUGGACUGGCAUUAUUCCUGGAACAAACCUUAUUUACCUGAACUAACUCCUGGGAAGACUUAUUUCUUCAACGAUAAUAAUGUCUUCAUUGAUUUCAAUCAUGACUCUCUUCUUCAGUCGAUCCGUUUCAUUAUUUCCAAAUGUUCGUCUGGUUAAUCUGGUUAAUCUGCUCCAGUGUGCAAUAUGAAAUUAGUUCUCAGAGAGUGACAAAAGCUUCAGUAGUAAAAUAUGUACUUUGUGCAGUCAAAGUCAUGCAAUAAGAUGGUGCACUAAAUAGUGUGUUGUCUGCGUUCUCAUAGUGAGUUCUCAUAAAAGCUCUUUACAGUUUUGUUCUUCAGAUUUUUUUCUUUUCAAAUUUGUAUUAUGUAACAAAAAACGUAAAAACUGCAGUUGUUUGGGCGGAUGCGAUUUUUCGCUAAUUUACUCUACUAUCAGCAAUAAAAGCUAAAUAUGCAGGUGCCCUGUGAUGUCUGCAUAUUUAUCUUUAACUGUGCUUAUAUUGUUUAUUUCUUAAUUGUUACUCAAUAGCUAAUUUUUCCCUGAGGUCUUUGUUCUGUGUUACUAUAUAUUCACAUUUAUACAAAAAUCAGUUAUCAUCAUCAUCAUAAAUGUAUUCAUGUUUUAUCCAAUGAAUAAAUUUUUAAAGAAUAUAUCAGUGGCCAUGUUUUUUUAUGAUGCAGUUUUUUUUAUUUAUGCUACAACUGGUUUUGUUGAAAAUCAUAUUUGGUGAGUAAUUCAAUAACCAUUGCUGUCAGAUGUGAAUGAAUUUAAUUUAAGCAGAAGUUAAGCUUUCAUUUUACCUGUUUAUAUUUUACCGUCUGCAUCCAGAGACAAUAACCAGAUUACUGUUUAUUAAACAGUAUUAAACAAAACAUUAUUCAAUUAGUUUUCUCUUUGGCUCUCGGAGGAGGCGGACACAUCUUCCCUGCUGCUGCUUUUAUGUCUUUGUCUAGUCUUGUCUAAGUCUAACCCUCAAACAGUCUCUCAGUCUUGUUCUCUAAAACCUAAAGAAUUAUGGAUUUGAUCAACUGGUCUCGUAACAAAAUUGUCACCUUCCUGGGCUUGGGAGAGCCCGAUUGUCCUGCAGAGAGGUUUGCUGCCGGAUACUCGAUGGUCGGUUGCGUCGACAAUAACAGAGUUCUGGCUGAUUGGAGCUGGAUUGGACCUGGCUUAUCGAAGAACAAAAAGCGCCUACAGCUGUUCAAAAUCCCACAAGGCUGGCCGACAUGAUAGACAAUGGGCAGGGCUGUGAGUAAGACUGUGUUAUUGAACGCAAUAUGGAUAAGAUCUUGGAGAAGCUCAUGGCUCUGCAAUAUGGAUAACAUCUUGGAAAAGAAGAACGGGAAUUGAGAGAAUUGAGAGAAUUGGUGACCAGUGAUGGACAUUAGACCAACUGUAAAAAUUGGAUGCAGUUAUUCGCACUAAACCCAAACAUUCACCAUCUUCACUCAUGCAGCUAUCCCACUGGUGCCAGCUGAAGGCCUGCCGAGGUCGAGGCUGACUGGAACAACAAAAAUUCUUCCAUGAUAACAGGACUGUUGUCAGAACACUGUCUCUCCUUCAAGGUCACCUGGGUCCACUGGAAACUGUUGACCUUAGCUUAACCGGGCGUGGUGACACUUUCUUUCAGCUGAACACGGGUGUUGGAGUCAAAUUGUUAAAUGUUGUCAUUGUGUUACUUAAAUUUGUAAGUCUUAGUUCAAGCAGCAUGAUCAAAGACAUUCCUUUGUCUCUGACCACCUCUCCAGCCAGUUUGUUGGUGGGGGAGGCUGUAGUGUUUUAUUAUAGGGACAUCCUAUCUGAAGGUACUGUUUUCUUGUAGUAAUUGUUUUGCUCAGAAGGAUGAAGCUCGGGGCCAGUGCCAGCUGCUGGCCUGGGAAAGGAUAGUGGGAGUCUUCCUGUUCAGCAACAGCCCGGGUUGGACAAAAGACUGUAGUAACUGAAAAGAUACACAGAGUUUGUGUGAUGUUAUAGAAGGGGCGCUGCGAUGCUAGAACGCUCAUUACUAUGAACCUGUUAUGUUUUGAUGUGUGUUCUCCUGCGCAGUAAUAAAUAGUUUGAUCACAGCUCUUUCAGUGUUGCAGACUUUAUUUACAAAAUUCCACGACAGUGGGAACA
This is a messenger RNA of Oreochromis aureus, 3234 nucleotides long. Its product is annotated as galaxin-2-like. Bases 211 to 1272 code for a protein of 353 amino acids. The record is from RefSeq and is a predicted model, not a curated record. The transcript is spliced from 12 exons. Lineage: Eukaryota; Metazoa; Chordata; Actinopteri; Cichliformes; Cichlidae.